GUAAACUCGACCAAACUAGCAGCUGUGAAUGAAGUGUGAAAGUGUGGGUCUAGUUUGUCUUUUUAACGUAAAUUCGUCAUAUGGUUUGAUUCCUGGUCUUCUGAAUCAUCUUUAUGUGAGAGGAACAUACCCAUACCGACUCUGGAUUAUUCUUUCGUGAGCAAGAACUUGACAUGUUUGAUUCUUCUGUGCAGGCUCUCCAGUGUGGAAACAAGACGGGCAGUAGCGUUGCACCAUGGUAGAAAGAGAAGGAGAAAUCCCAACUCCCAAGAAAAGGAAGUACCACCACAAUGUGUCCAUGUCCCCUGUGUCUGGGGAAACCCUGCGGAGGGAGCGGCUCUCCCUGCCAAUCUACCCCGCUCGCAGGAAGAUCAUUCAACAGGUGCAGAGACUGGACACCGUCAUCCUCAUUGGUGAAACAGGGAGUGGUAAGACCACUCAGAUUCCUCAGUACCUGAUGGAAGCUGGUUUUGGCAAGGUGGGAACUGUUGCCUGUACUCAGCCCAGGAGAGUGGCAGCUGUAACCGUGGCAACCAGAGUGUCUAAGGAGAGAGGAUGUGAGUUAGGAGCACAGGUUGGCUACUGUGUCCGUUUUGAUGACAUGACAAGUGAGAACACCAAGAUUAAGUACAUGACUGAUGGCAUGCUGCUGAGGGAGGCUAUAGGCGAUCCUCUCUUGAAGAGGUACAGUGUUGUCAUCCUAGAUGAGGCCCAUGAGAGGACCAUCCAGACAGAUAUCCUGUUUGGUGUUGUUAAAGCAGCACAGAAGAGAAGAAAAGAGUCCAACCAUCGACCUCUGAAGGUCAUUGUCAUGUCUGCCACGAUGGACGUGGACCACUUCUCUCAGUACUUCAACAGGGCUCCAGUGUUGUACCUGGAAGGUAGACAACAUCCAGUCAAGGUCAUGUACACCAGGGAGCCACAAGAGGACUACAUCUACGCUGCACUGGUGACGGUGUUCCAGCUCCACCAGGAGGCGCCCCCACAGGAGGAUGUGCUGGUGUUCCUGACCGGACAGGAGGAGAUCGAGACUCUGGCGCGGACCAUGAGGGACAUCGCUCACCACUGUCCGUCAGACGCACCCGGCAUGGUGGUGCGCCCCCUGUACGCUGCACUCCCACCUGCAGCACAGCUCAAGGCCUUUGAAGCAGCACCUACUGGGACCAGGAAGGUUAUACUUGCCACCAACAUAGCAGAAACCUCUGUGACAAUCAAAGGCAUAAAACACGUUGUGGACACAGCCAUGGUGAAGCAGCGGCUGUUCCGUCCCACCAGCGGGCUGGACAGUCUGGUGGUGAAGAAGGUCUCCAAGGCUCAGGCCUGGCAACGCACAGGAAGGGCAGGCCGAGAGAGUUCUGGAACGUGCUACCGGCUGCUGACGGAGGAGGAGUUUGAUCAGCUGUCCCCGACCACCAUCCCUGAGAUCCAGAGGGUGAACCUGGCCAGCGUGGUGCUCCAGCUGCUGGCGCUCAGGAUACAUGACAUCAUGGAGUUUGACUUCAUGGACAAACCAACCAGAGAGUCCCUUCUGACAGCUAUGCAGCAGCUCCACCUACUGGGUGCUGUGGAGAAGCAGCAGCAGGUCCAGCUGACCCCCCUGGGGAGGAUGAUGGCAGCAUUUCCUCUGGACCCCAGGUUUGCCAAGGUCAUCCUGGCUGCCAAGGACCAUCACUGCACAGAAGAGAUCCUGACCAUUGUGGCCAUGUUGUCUGUGGACUCUGUUCUCUUCACACCUGCCAGUAAGCGGGAGUUGGCUGCAGCCGUCAGGAGGAAGUUCAUGUCUGAGGAAGGAGACCACAUCAUGCUGCUCAACAUAUACAGGGCCUUCAAGGCUGUGAAGGGGAACCGGCAGUGGUGUCAAGAAAACUUUGUCAACUCCAGGAACGUCAGUAACGCCAUGGACAUCCGCGGGCAGCUACGGGAUCUGUGUCAGAGACUGCAGAUCCCGUUAGAGUCGGCAGGGCAGGACACAGCAGUCAUCAGGACAUGUCUGGCCAAGGGUUUGUUCAUGAACGCUGCCGAGCUGCAGCGCGGAGGGGAGUACAUCACUGUGGAGACGCGCCAGCCCGUGGCCAUCCACCCCUCCUCCUGCCUGUUCCAGUGUAAACCUGCGUAUGUCAUCUUCAGUGAGCUGGUUCAGACCACCAAGUGCUACAUGAGAGACUUGAGUGUUGUGGACCAGAGAUGGCUGCAAGAGGCAGCCCCAAACUACUUCAAACAGGACAGGACUUGAUUCUGAUGAUUCAGAAUUCAAUCUGGUGGGAGAAGUUUUUCUUCGUUUUUAAUAUCAACUAAUGAACACUUUCAAGAGCCAAGUUUGUGGACAGUAAGAAACAAGUAGGAGUCUACUGCAGAACACUACAUGUACCUCAGCUGUCAAGUUGGUCUUCUUGGACAAUGACAUAUUUGCAUUCACAGUAGAUGAUGCAUUAUUCUACUUGAUAACAUAGUGUAAUGGUUAGUUGACAUUUUUGUUUGCAUUUUCAAUUAUAGUUAGUGUAAAGGAUUUCUGGUAAGAGUGUAACUGAGACUAACUGGUUGGUUUCUUUUUGUCAGGUCAUACUCAGAAGUGUACAUAACAGAUAUUUUUCCAGUUCUUCAAAGACAAAACCUUGCUUACUAGUAUUAGUUUGUUAAAGAUAGCUUUUAUCUAUUUCUAGUAUUUUAUCUCAGUAUUCUGUUUAGUUCAGCCACUGAAGGGCCAGUUAGA
Molecule: messenger RNA, 2710 nt
Organism: Branchiostoma floridae (Florida lancelet)
Lineage: Eukaryota; Metazoa; Chordata; Leptocardii; Amphioxiformes; Branchiostomatidae
Product: ATP-dependent RNA helicase DHX33-like
Exons: 13
Coding region: 236-2233 (665 amino acids)
Biological process (GO): positive regulation of transcription by RNA polymerase I
Cellular component (GO): nucleolus; intracellular anatomical structure
Molecular function (GO): RNA binding; ATP binding
Source: RefSeq, a predicted model, not a curated record